AUGGGGAACUCCAACUCGGCCGCGCUCGAAAGCCCCUUGCAGGAGCCUCAAGGAUCCAUGAAAGCUCUCGACGGCAGCAGCAUCGCGAAACGACCGACAACUCUCCGCGUCAAAGCAUCGUCGCUUCGAACUCGCGCCACAGUGACGGACCUAGAGACCAACAGCACGAUCGGCCUCUUCAAGGGCAAAAUGUUCAGCUCCCGCGUCGUGUUGGAGACGCCCCAAGGGCAGAUCAUCGCUUCCAUCUCGAACAAAACAUUCUCCAGCAAGUACCGCGUGUUCCGAUGGGACAAGACGGACGAUCCGAGUUUCAUGAUCCAGGACGCCAGCGGCUUCUUCAAGACGAUGGUGCUGAUCGCUGAAUUCACCGACACAGAGACUGGAACUCCGUACGUGAAGGUGUCGCUCAAGCGAUGGGGAGCUGACGUGCUCAAGGCGCUGAGGAAGGCUAACCCAGACAUCAGCUGUCCGGUGCGGCUAAUGCAGCUCUUCACCGCCAUCAAGGACGGACGCUGGCUGGCAGAUGACGGCAACGUCGCGCUGCAACUGAGACGCGGAGAGUGCACUGACGAAGUCAACGAGAUGUUGACGGGCCCAGCGGAGAAAGACCAAAUCCACUUGUUGGUCACGGUGCCACGCUAUCAGAUUUUCGACCGAAAAGUGGUUGCAGUUGACUGUGGCGCUCGAUGGCGCGAGAGCUCGUCGAUGGCUCCCAGCAGCGAGUUCAAGGCCAGUCUCACAAAGACGUACAGCUGCGAUAUGGGGGACGGGAAGCUGCGUUGCAUGCUGCUCAACGAGGUGUUCCCGUCGGAGUUGGUUGUUGCCUUCCACUUGUUUCAUCGAAAUAAGCAGGACAUUCUGCAGAAGUUCAUGAGCUUCGACGACGUUGACGAUGUGGGGAACGGCCUAGUGCUGUUCAGGCCGCUGAUAAAUAUGUUCGACGAGUAUAAAGUCAGUUUUAUCUACGACGAGGCCAGCGACCAAUUCCGGUUGAAAGUAUUCGACAAGUCGUUGCUGGGAGAACGAUUGUUUAGCAAACUGAGCUCCGAGGAGCGGGAGGUUCUGCUUGGAGGCAACAAGUUGCCGCAUAACUGGGAAGAAGGAGGUGAGUGGGUCGUUCCAGGAAUGGGAUUCAAUAUUCAGACAACGUUUAAAGGCGUGGACGGUCGAGCGCUUUCCUUUGGAGCCACUUUGCAGCGUCCGUACAAGCGCUGCCUAUGCUUGCAAGCCCAUGUAGCGAGAAAAAUCGCCGUGAAAAUGGAGUGGAUUCAGCCCGAGGAGGGCGCAUUUGAGGACUUCCGAGAGGAAGGAAUGUCCUUGACUGAAAAGAUGCCCGUCUUUCAUGCGAGUCAACGCUAA
Molecule: messenger RNA, 1359 nt
Organism: Phytophthora sojae
Lineage: Eukaryota; Oomycota; Peronosporomycetes; Peronosporales; Peronosporaceae
Exons: 3
Coding region: 1-1359 (452 amino acids)
Source: RefSeq, a predicted model, not a curated record